UCCUGUGCUUUCAGUAUGGUCUGAUGUAGAAGCUUUCAAUUGGCUUCCAAAUGCAUUUUGCAAUUAUUAGGGAAGUUGAGUAUCAGGCUCUGUUCAUCUCCCCCAUGCACCAGAAAAAAACAAUAACACUCUCUGCGUAAUGAGAUAAUUACUGUCCCUUCGAGGCUCUUGGGAAAAGUUGCCUGUGCUUCGUGCUUAUGAGAUUAAGUGAGCUGGAAUCAUUCCCCAGAGGUUGGCUGGAUCCAGGCAGAACGAGCAAACCUGUUUGUGCCAUGUGAGAUGCUGUGUAACGUGGAGCUGCGCUUCCACCAGCAUCGGCUAGCCUUGCCCUUGCUGCUGGGAGGGAUCCCGUCUCCCACACGCUCGGUCCGCCCCGGCAAUGCAGCUCCAUCCUUACCGGCACAUCCCAGAGCUGAUUCCCCUCUGCUCUGCUCCCUUCCCCAGGGGAGGAUCUCACCAAAGCAGUUUAUGCUCCUUUUACACGGGCCCACCCGAGAGCCCUACGCCAGCAGAUCUUGCACCCAUCAGCUUCCCUGGAGGGCGCAGCGUCGCGCCCGAGACAGCUCCAGUUCAAUCAGCAGCCUCAGCGUAUCCAUGAGGAAACACAGGGGACGGGCCAGUGAUCUCAGUUGCUCUUCUGGAGCCAUUAUUGUUUAACUGGGCUCCCCGCUGAAGGGCGAGACAUGCGGUAGGAGCCAGCGCUUCCCACCAAAGAGCGAGACUUGGUCGUGCCGCACAGCCCAGGGCGCCGCAGGACAGACGGGACAUGCACCGCACCGGCUGCCUCCUCUCGGGACUCCUCCUCAUCCUCACUGUGACCAACACGGAUGGCUUUUCCCGGGCAGGCCGCAGAGUCUGUGCCGCGGCACCGGAGAACCAGGCGGCCACCUACACCGAGUCCCACGUCCAGCCCGUCUACCAGCCCUACCUCACCACCUGCCAGGGCCACCGCCUCUGCAGCACCUACAGGACCAUCUACAGGGUUGCCUACCGGCAGGCGUACAGGCAGCUGCCCCAGCCCGCGGCCUCGUGCUGUCCCGGCUGGAGCAGGGCUAACAGCCACGCGCUCAGCUGCAACAGAGCUCUCUGCUGGGUGCCAUGCCAGAACGGCGGGACCUGCGCCUUCCCCGGCAGAUGCGCCUGCCCACCCGGCUGGACGGGGCGAGCCUGCCAGACAGACGUGGAUGAAUGUGCCGGCCAGAGCCACGGGUGCCAUCAGCUCUGCAUCAACACGGCCGGGAGCUACCGCUGUACCUGCUGGGACGGCUUCACCCUCGCUGCCGAUGACAAGGCGUGCCAGCCCCUGGUGCCAGACCCUGGGCCAGAAACCAUCAGCCAAGCAGGUCCCCCCAGGGAAAUGAAGGAAGAAAUGAAAGACCUGAAGAGCAGAGUGGAAGCGCUGGAGCAGAAACUCCAUUUGGUGCUGGCCCCCUUCCACAACCUCAUGCCAUCUGCGCCGGAGGACGUCGGCGCAGACCCCAUCAGCCGGCUGUCCCACUCCCUCCAGCAACUGGACAGAAUCGACUCCCUGAGCGAGCAGAUCUCCUUCCUCGAGGAGCGGCUGGAGACGUGUAAGUGCCUGGACAAGGCAGGGUUGAAGUAUUUCACUCCAUUCACACUGGCCAUGGUGAGCAGAUGCGGGCCAGCGAGAUCAGUAACACAUAUGCCACUAUUAAUCUAUAUCUCCCUCAAGCUCAUCAGCCUGUAAUUAAUAAAAGAUGAACACAAACAGCCCAUUAGCUUCAUUUCAAAGCUGUUUCUAUGGCUGCACCAUCUGACUGUCCUUGUAGCAGCCAAAAAUCGUGAUCGGCCCGUGGAAACGUGGCUCUGGGGCAGAAGCAGAGGGAGCCCACUGAGCAGUGGGGUAUGUCUGGCCAUCAGUACCCUCACCAGCUCUGUUCCCUUCCUGCACCGUUAUAACUUAGUCCUUAGAAAAGAAACCUCAACUGUUAGGAAAUUAACAGUCCGAAGAGUCAAUCAGGAAAGUUUAGGGAGCGUGCAGAGGCUGGCGGAUUUACGAGCCUGGGAAGUUUUAGGCAUUUCUUUUUGAAGUCUACAGACCAACCAGUUCUCUGCCAGGCAGCGGACCAGAGAGGGUUCCCAAGUAGCAAACUCUGAAGAAGAGACGCUGGUGGGAGCUGUUGUGUGUGAAAUGACCAUAGGCGGGGGGGGUCCUGCCUGGUGUGCUCCCCCACAGCACCGCAGAGUGGGGCAGCAUCCCCUCGGGUCCCUGAGGUGGGUGCAACGCUCUCCCUGGAGCAUGUGGCUUGACUCAGAGUAGAGCACAAACUGUAGGAACUCUGUGUUGAUAGCCAGCUCUUUGCAGCUCAUUUUCCCAUUAAAUAAUCCCAGUGAAACGCCCAGAAACUAGGCACAGCCGGGGCGUUUUUCAGGUGCUGGUGUGCAGCAGCAGCCUGGCGCUCAUGGGUGCUUGGAAAGACUUAAGGGGAAACUGUGUUUCAGGGCAUAUCCAGUCCCAGUUCACUGCUUGCAGUAAUGGCUUAGAUAUAAAAGACUUCAAAGGACUUGUUUGAAGACUAAGUAGCUGCAAAUAGACACUUAGAAAACAUCUCAGAAAGGGGUAAUCAUCAGAACCACUGAGCGUUCAGGCAGACAGGGUUUCCUAGUAUUGCCCUGCACAUAUUAUUAGUGACAGGAAUGUGAGCUGUAUCACAAGGUAACAUGGAUUUAUUCCAAGGGAUGACUCCAAAGUCCUGAACUUUACUUCUGCCAAGCCUGUUCGGGCAAACAAAACUUGUUUUUGUCUCUCUCGUGGUCUCGGGAGUCCGCAAGUCUGUCCUUUCAUACCCCAGCAGCACUGGGGCUUGCAGGGCAUCCCACGGAGACUUAAGUAGCCAUCCGCUUUCUGCACCUUGCAAAGCAUUUCACAACUGAAUACAAAGGUACAGCUGCACCCUCCAAUUAUCUGCCUUGUGGGGAUGUGUGUAAGGACUAAAAAUCAUUUUCUCUUCCUUAAACACCAGUGAAGGCACAAGAUCAGACCUCUGUACGCCCUGUUUCAGCCCAAGUCUGAAUUACCCCCGGCUCAGCACAGGCUGGUGACCACGUGUUGAUGCUCAACUGUGACACUUACACCCUGUUAGUGGCCCAACAGACCCCCAGCUGCAUGCAGCUGUGCCGCAGCCACCCCGCACGGUCCCUUCCCCAGCCCACGGAGCUCCCCAGACACUGGGGACUUUGGUGACCAGCAGCGCCUGUGUCCGAUUACUGUCACACACAGAGCCACCCGCUGUGUCUGCAGUGGGACGGGCCGGUCCCAGCCUCCCAUCCUGGAGCAGCCAGUGUUACUGUCACUGGCUUUCCCACUUCCUCAGGACACUUUGCGCAGGACUUCCCAGGCCCAGCUGAGGCUGUUGAGGAUUACGGCAUGCCGGGGAGGAGAGCGACGCUCCCAAGUGUGUCAGGACAGAGCCAGCCUAGGGGUGUUCGGCAAAGGGAAAGCAGCAAGUGUGGGUGACAUUUGCAGAGGCUGAGGGCAACCUCAUCCUUCUUGGGGAAAGAGAUGAACCAAACCCAGAACCCAGGCUAACAACAUUCCUAGAUUUUUUUUUGUGUUGUUUU
Messenger RNA from Chroicocephalus ridibundus (black-headed gull), 3582 nucleotides. It is a transcript of the gene EGFL7, whose product is annotated as EGF like domain multiple 7. The record is from RefSeq and is a predicted model, not a curated record. Gene Ontology annotation, molecular function: signaling receptor binding; calcium ion binding. Gene Ontology annotation, cellular component: extracellular region; cell surface. The transcript has 8 exons. NCBI's taxonomy places the organism in Eukaryota, Metazoa, Chordata, Aves, Charadriiformes, Laridae. Gene Ontology annotation, biological process: anatomical structure development. Bases 767 to 1708 code for a protein of 313 amino acids.